CGGGAAUGGACGUCUGACUGGCAACAAAUCGCAUUGCGUAGGCUUCAGCCAGGUUCUCGUCUGGCUUGGUCUUGAUGCAGAUAUUGAAGAUGUGGAAAAGGCCGGACUGCUUUCUCCAGAACCAUCGUGAGAACUUGUGAUGUCUUAUUUUGACGAUAAGAAGGAUGAGUGUUCGGAUUGCGCGUCCAGGCGUAGGAGGCGGAGGCUCCAUUCCGUCGAUCGCUCAGGCAGACGUAUGGAAGGCAGUGCACGCUGGGCUUUGCGGUUGUCGACCUGGUGAAUGGUGGAUUUCCUCCACAGAGGCCGUCAGCGAGGUCCCAAAGAGGACACCCGCCCUUGCGAUGCCCAGCCGUCGGGCUGCAUCUGCCAAUUUCCGUUCACGACGGCAACGUCCCAAGCAGGUCUGCCUCCAAACACUCAGGUGGCAUUACGGUUCAUGGCAGCCACGAAAAGCAGCCACAGAAGGACGCCACAGAACGAGCUGGGUGAACUUCACCGGCAUGAGCUUACCCUUCACCCGCCCCACUAUUUCCGUUUUGGGUGACCCAGGCAACCAGGCCGGGCCCGCCAUCAGACCUUCGGAACGAGGCUUUCUGAUCGCGCGAUGGACCAAGUUCUACGAUCUCUCGUCAGGGUCUAGGCAGAUGGGCAUCGUGGCUGAUGCUGCGACGGAACGCACAGCUCUUAUAGUAGCUCGAGCGUAG
Molecule: messenger RNA, 704 nt
Organism: Ilyonectria robusta
Lineage: Eukaryota; Fungi; Ascomycota; Sordariomycetes; Hypocreales; Nectriaceae
Exons: 2
Coding region: 165-704 (179 amino acids)
Source: RefSeq, a predicted model, not a curated record